UUAACAAAAGAAUUUUGGGUUAAAAGUAGCCUUCUGAUCUUCUAACGCACCUAAUAACCUAUAGUACAGAAAAUGGAAGGUGAAGCCAAAGAAGGAAAGGAAAGUGAGCCUCAGGCGGAUCCAGCACCAGCCGGAGAUGCACCACCCGCAGGUGAGGGUGCGCCAGCCGGAGAGGGUGGCGAUGGUGAGAUUGUUGGUGGACCACGCAACCCUCAACAAAUAGCGGCACAAAAGCGUUUACAACAAACCCAGGCACAAGUUGAUGAGGUUGUUGAUAUUAUGCGAACAAAUGUCGAGAAAGUACUCGAAAGAGAUCAAAAACUUUCCGAAUUAGACGAUCGUGCUGACGCCUUGCAACAGGGUGCCUCACAAUUUGAACAGCAAGCUGGUAAAUUGAAACGAAAAUUCUGGUUGCAAAACUUAAAGAUGAUGAUUAUUAUGGGCGUUAUUGGUCUAGUUAUUGUGGGCAUUAUUGCAAGUAAGUAACUUUUAUAAUGUGUUUUUCGUCAUAAAAAUUGUUAAGAGAAAUGAAAAAGAAAGGAGCAGUAAAAUUAAAACAUUUUAACAGUUUUCUGUUAAAUGUUUAAAACUUAAAA
Molecule: messenger RNA, 596 nt
Organism: Lucilia sericata (common green bottle fly)
Lineage: Eukaryota; Metazoa; Arthropoda; Insecta; Diptera; Calliphoridae
Product: vesicle-associated membrane protein 2
Exons: 4
Coding region: 73-486 (137 amino acids)
Biological process (GO): vesicle-mediated transport; vesicle fusion
Cellular component (GO): SNARE complex; plasma membrane
Molecular function (GO): syntaxin binding; SNAP receptor activity
Source: RefSeq, a predicted model, not a curated record